This is a messenger RNA of Acinonyx jubatus (cheetah), 12797 nucleotides long. It is a transcript of the gene ZFHX2, whose product is annotated as zinc finger homeobox 2. The coding region runs from base 2484 to 10208 and encodes 2574 amino acids. The transcript has 10 exons. Lineage: Eukaryota; Metazoa; Chordata; Mammalia; Carnivora; Felidae. Gene Ontology annotation, biological process: regulation of transcription by RNA polymerase II; brain development; regulation of neuron differentiation. Gene Ontology annotation, cellular component: nucleus. The record is from RefSeq and is a predicted model, not a curated record. Gene Ontology annotation, molecular function: RNA polymerase II cis-regulatory region sequence-specific DNA binding; zinc ion binding; DNA-binding transcription factor activity, RNA polymerase II-specific.
AUCUUCGAUCUUCGUUUUUGCCUGAAGUUGAGCUGGGGUUUUUUGUUUGUUUGUUUGUUUGCCUUUUUUUUUGGAAAGGUGCGAGUAGGUGAGGGGAGGCCACUGCUCCAUUCAAGGUGAAGUGUGUCUCUCCUGGCCCCCCAACUCUCCAUGCGCUCUUGUCUGCCCCCCUCUCAGAGUAACCCUAUCAUUUUUGAGCGCUGGACCACGCGUGCUCUCGAUGUGCCUGUAGCCCGGCUGAUCUCUGUCCAUGUGUCCCUGCCUCUUGAUUUUGUCAUUUUUUCACCUCAUUCAUUCUCCCCACCCAUCCAUCCCUGGGUCUGUGUGUCACUGUCUCCGCAUGUGACUUCCUAUCCGAGUGAUCCUCUUGCUGUGUGUCCCUGUCACUGUCAUGCCUUGGCUCCCUGACUUGUCUGUCUAGGACCAUCUAGGACUCCAUGCCCUCUCUUUUGGGGUCCUUAUGAUAUCGCUGGCCUUCUCAGGCUACUUUUUUCAUGCUUAUGGUUGUGGUAGUCACUGGUCAGGGGCCUGCAAAGAGUCUGAGGGAUGGAGCAGAUGUAUUUCUCCCAAGGACUCAGGUACCCUUUCAGCACAGCCAAGACCGACUCCUCUUCCACCUUCACCCGGGAAGCUUUGGAACUUCUAGCAUUGUUGACUGUCUCCUUUGCCAUGUGCCUGUCUCACCCACCAGGACCUUUGGUCUCCUGUGUGUCAUCUGCCUCUCCAGGAGCUUCCCACCGCAAACCUCUUCCUUGCUGACUUGAUUUCCUCCCUUCCCUCACUUGGCCAUUGUAUAUUUUUUCAUUUCCCCAUUUUGUUUCACCCCUUUUUUUGCAUUCCUAUCUCCCGUGGUCUCCCUUGCCUAUUCCUUACCUUUGUUCCCAUAACCUGCCCUCUGCCUACCUUUUCUCCUUGAUCACCCUAAUUCCCUCUUAUCCCUUAUCCUCUCACUGAGCAUUUUAACCUCAGCAGCAAAAGGUACCAGAGAGGAAGGGGCUGGGAGAGGUAGGGAGUAUGGUUUGUGAAGGCACAUAAACAGGCCAAGAAAUCAAUUUAAUGGGCUUCCAGGGGCAUAUAACCCCUUCAUCAGUCAGGGCCAUUAUGUCCAUUAACUGUCAACUUUGAUUUUGUAAGGGGGCAUUCUCUAGGACUCUGAACUCCACCCUGCUUGGUUGCCUCUCAUCCUUCAGGUCAUUCUAGAUAUCAGUGGCUUUUUCUUCACUUUCUAGUUCAUCUUCUUCCUGGCCCCCCUGUUAUUAUCAUAUUUGGAUUCAGCACGAUCCUUUAUGUGGCCGUUUUCAUUCAUAUGACAGAAGCUAUCUUGUGCAAGAGGCCAGGUUCAUUCAGCCUAAAGAAUGGGAAAGGUGGAUAAAGAGUCUGGGGAGUUUACCUUGUGUUAAGCCCAUCAUUGUUUUCCAGCCCUUGGAGCUUGCAAGGGUAAAAGGAGGAGGUAGAUAGGGGCAGAAGAUGGAAGAUUUCCGAGGUGAACAGUGUUCCAGAAAGGAAGGAGAGGCUGGGUGCAAUAAAUGUAUGGGGUAGAGAAAUGCAUGACGUGAGGGAUGUGCAAAAGGAAGGGAAGAAAAUCCAUGCGGAAUGGGGGCAGGGAAGGAACCGAGGGGUGAUUGGGAGAAUGAAAUAAAACAUGACUUGAUAGCGAUAGAGAAGAUGGAGAGAAAUGAUAGAGUAUUCCUCAAGAGGAGGUCAACAGAAAAGGCAAUAUGCAAUGAAUACAAUUGUAAAGUGGGGGAAGGGAGGAACUGAAGAAUAAUAUGAGGUGGAAAAAGAGUAUGGUACAAAGAAGGUAAAUGGAAGGCAAGCGGAGGAGUGCUGAAGCAGAUCAGAGCUGCACAGAGCUUGGUAGGGGGAAAAAAGGAGAGGAUGAGGUAUCAAAGGAAACAAAUGCCUCUGGUGUGAGGGGGACACAGCGUGACCGGUGCAAAGAGAGCGCCGCAGGAGGAGUGAUUUGGAAAAAGGCAUAGCAGAAAUACCAUUGGGUGAAGCCCCACAAGAGAGAGAUGCCAAAGGAGAGGCAGAGAACCCUCAGAGAUACUGGUGAAGAGAGACAGAAAGAGAAGCUUCUGAGCAUUCAUUCCAUUGGGCACAUCCCUCACUACCCCACCAGAGGCCUUUGCAUUUCAUUCCCAAGCCAGGGGGACCCAAGCAAAGAGAUGAAAAAAGUAGAAAUCCCAUUUACUUUACCUGACAGGAACUUGAAUCUUUCUAGCCCCCUGAGAACCAAAGAUCUCAAGCCUCUGAUGUCAUAAAUUGCUGGUGUUGCCUUGGCAACCUGACAGGGUUCCUCCCUCCAUGAUGUCAGAGCAGCUGGUGUUACCUUGAAACACAUAGAGGAAGAACUUGCUGCUUUGCUGGAGCUGUACACGUAUGGGGCCGGGGCCCGAGUCUGAUGUGUAGGAUUCCUGGGUCUUAGCUCAGAGGUACUUGCCGUCACGCUGAAAUGAACCCCCGGCACUCCUCCGUCUGCCAUGGCCACCCUUAACUCAUCCUCUACCACUGGCACCACCCCCACCCCUGGACACAAUGCCCCGUCUCCGCCUCCGGACACCUCCCCCCCUGGCACCCCCGCUGAUCCUGUCACCAAAGAUCCCCCUGCUGCCCCCUCCACCUCUGAGAGCAUGAGGCCCUCAGAGCCAGGAGGACAGGCCCUGGAGUCGGGCUGUGGCCUCGUCCCACCAAAGGAGACUGGGGAGCCCCGAGAAGAGGCUGGCUGUGGUGGCUUCUCACCAAAGGACCUAGGAGUGCAAGAGGACAAGGAGCAGGAGGAGGAAGGAGGAGGGCUCCCUCCCGUGGACCUAAGCAACCAUUUAUUCUUCACAGCUGGUGGUGAGGCCUACCUAGUAGCCAAGCUGUCCCUGUCAGGUGGCAGUGAACUCCUGUUACCAAAGGGCUUCCCCUGGGGCGAGGUGGGAAUCAAGGAGGAGCCCAGCUUGCCCCUCCUUGCCCACCUACCCUCUGCACACCUCACUGCCCUUCACAUCCAACAUGGCUUUGACCCAAUCCAAGGCUUUAGCUCUUCUGACCAAAUUCUGUCCCAUGAUACCUCAGCGCCAUCUCCGGCCACCUGUGAGGGAAGGGAUGGAGCCUUCUGGAGCUACCAGCUGGCUCCAAACCCACCCGGAGAUCCCAAAGAUGGCCCUAUGGGGAGCAGGGGAGGAGACCACAGGGCACUCUUCUGGCUCUGCCUCCUGUGCCGCCUGGGUUUCAGCAGGGCCCAGGCCUUUAUGGGUCACACACAGUCUCAUGGGGUGAAGCUAACCCCUGCUCAACAUCUGGGCCUGCCCAGUAAUGCAGCUGUGCUUCAGGUGGGAGAUGAGGGCCGCAUGGCCCUCCUAAGCUUUCUGGAACCAAAACCACCUGCUCGCCCCCCUUUAGAAAUGCCCCUUGAUAAUAGCAGCAUGGUGAACACAGAGGCCAAUGUAGCCCAGACUGAGGAUGGUCCCCCUGAGGCAGAAGCUCCUGUCCUGCCUGCGGAAGAAGUCAGGGCACUUAGCCCACCCUCCCCCGCAACAACUCCCGCCACCUGGGACCCCAGCCCAACCCAAGCCAAAGAAUCGCCAAUGGCAGCUGGCGAGGCAGGGCCAGAUUGGUUCCCGGAGGGGCAAGAAGAGGAGGGAGGGCUCUGCCCCCCACUGAACCAAAGCUCACCUGCCUCUAAGGAGGGGGGCACUCUCUCUGCCCCAGUCGGCUCCCCUGAAGACCCCAGCGACCCACCCCAGCCCUACCGCCUAGCUGAAGACUACACCCCAGCCCCUGCGGCCUUCCAGGGCCUCAGCCUGUCCAGCCACAUGUCUCUGUUACACUCUCGCAACUCCUGCAAGACGCUCAAGUGUCCCAAGUGCAACUGGCACUACAAGUACCAGCAGACCCUGGACGUACACAUGCGGGAAAAGCACCCUGAGAGCAAUAGCCACUGCAGCUACUGCAGCGCCGGGGGCGCCCACCCCCGCCUCGCCCGUGGAGAGAGCUACAACUGUGGCUACAAGCCCUACCGCUGCGAUGUCUGCAACUACUCCACCACCACCAAGGGCAACCUCAGCAUCCACAUGCAGUCUGACAAGCACCUGGCCAACCUGCAGGGCUUCCAGGCAGGCCCCGGUGGGCAGGGCAGCCCCCCGGAGGCGCCACUCCCAUCCUCUGCCGGGGACAAGGAGCCCAAGACCAAAUCAUCCUGGCAGUGCAAGGUGUGCAGCUACGAGACCAACAUCUCCCGCAACCUGCGCAUCCACAUGACCUCUGAGAAGCACAUGCAGAAUGUCCUCAUGCUGCACCAGGGGCUGCCGCUGGGCCUGCCGCCUGGACUGGUAGGGCCGGGGCCCCCUCCCCCGGCAGGAGCUGCCCCUGCCACCCCCCCUGAGCUCUUCCAGUACUUCGGACCGCAGGCCCUGGGGCAGCCUCAGGCUCCCUUGCCUGGCCCUGGGCUGAGGCCAGACAAGCCCCUGGAAGCCCAGCUGCUUCUCAACGGCUUCCACCACCUCGGAGCGCCUGCUCGCAAGUUCCCCCCACCAGCCCCUGGCAGCCUCUCCCCGGACACCCACCUGCCUCCAAGUCAGCUCCUGGGCUCCUUGUCUGACAGCCUGCCCACCUCACCACCCCCAGAUGACAGCCCAUCCCUGAAGGUGUUCCGCUGCCUAGUGUGCCAGGCCUUCAGCACAGACAACCUGGAGCUGCUGCUCUACCACUGCAGCGUGGGCCGAAGCCUCCCGGAGGCUGAAUGGAAGGAGGUGGCCGGUGACACCCACCGCUGCAAGCUCUGCUGCUAUGGCACUCAGCUCAAGGCCAACUUUCAACUCCACCUCAAGACUGACAAACAUGCUCAAAAGUACCAGCUGGCAGCCCACCUGAGGGAGGGGGGUGGGGCCGUGGGCACCCCCUCCCCAGUGCCCCUGGGAGAUGGGGCUCCUUAUGGCUCCGUUCCCCCCUUGCACCUGCGCUGCAACAUCUGUGACUUUGAGUCCAACAGCAAGGAGAAGAUGCAGCUACAUGCCCGGGGCGCAGCCCAUGAAGAAAAUAGCCAGAUCUAUAAGUUUUUGCUGGAGAUGGAGGGGGCCGCGGCAGGGGCUGAGCUGGGGCUGUUCCGCUGCCUGCUGUGUGCAUGGGAGACCCCCUCCCGCCUGGCUGUGCUGCAGCACCUACGUGCACCAGCCCACCGCGACGCCCAGGCCCAGCGGCGUCUGCAGCUGCUGCAGAGUGGCCCCGCAGCCGAGGAAGGGCUCUCGGCUCUUCAGAGCAUCCUGAGCUUCAGCCAUGGGCAGCUCCGGACUCCCGGGAAGCCUCCUGUCACCCCCUUAGCUGAGCUGCCCACCCCUGAAAAAGACGCUCAGAACAAGACAGAGCAAUUGGCUUCUGAAGAGGUCGAGAACAAGUCUGGCUCUCGAGGAGACAGUGCCAACCAGACCACGGUCAGAACUGGGGUAUUCUGCUGUCCAUACUGCAGCUUCCUGAACCCUGAGCCCGAACAGGUGAGGGCUCACACCCUCUCCCAGCAUGCAGUGCAGCCCAAGUACAGGUGUCCGCUGUGCCAGGAGCAGCUGGUGGGCCGACCUGCCUUGCACUUCCACCUUAGCCACCUUCACAAUGUGGUGCCCGAGUGCGUUGAGAAGCUGCUGCUUGUGGCAACAACUGUAGAGAUGACCUUUACGACCAAAGUGCUGCCUGGGCCCACUCUAUGCCCACUGGGGGAUGCCCCAGAGCCCCCUGCUCCGGGGCCAGAGCCUGAACCCAGCAGAGAACAAGGAGCAGAAGGCCCUCAGCUGACCCCAGAAGCCAGUCCUGAUCCUCUUCCUGAGCCUCCCCCACCCUUAGCUGAGGCCCCAGACAAGCCCCCAGGAAGCCCUGAUCAACCCCCUUCUCCAGCCCCAUCGCCAGCCUCUCGGCCUGAUGUCCUGGCGGAAGAAUUGGCCCCUCCACCCACCAUGGCUGAGGAGGAAGAGGGACGUGUGGGGGAGCCCCGCCCUGCAGAGCCAGCUCCAUCUGACUCUCGCCACCCUCUGACCUAUCGGAAGACCACCAACUUUGCCCUGGACAAGUUUCUUGACCCUGCCAGGCCCUAUAAGUGCACUGUGUGUAAGGAGUCCUUCACACAGAAGAAUAUCCUUCUGGUCCAUUACAACUCUGUCUCCCACCUGCACAAGAUGAAGAAGGCUGCCAUUGACCCGUCCGGCCCUGCCCGAGGAGAGGCAGGUGCUGCGCCUCCCACUGCUGCUGCCACAGACAAGCCCUUUAAGUGCACUGUCUGCCGAGUCUCCUACAACCAGAGCUCCACCCUAGAGAUCCAUAUGCGCUCAGUUCUGCACCAGACUCGCUCUCGGGGGACCAAGACUGACGCCAAGGCCGAGGGGCCAGAGCGUGGCCAAGAAGAGCCCAAGGAGGGUGAGACUGAGGGGGAGACUGGCACAGAGAAGAAGGGCCCUGACCCUGGUGGCUUCGUAUCUGGGUUGCCCUUCCUGUCGCCUCCCCCACCCCCCUUGGACCUACACCGAUUCCCAGCACCCCUCUUCACCCCACCAGUCUUGCCCCCCUUCCCUCUGGUGCCGGAAUCAUUGCUUAAGCUCCAGCAGCAACAGCUGCUCCUGCCCUUCUACCUCCAUGACCUCAAGGUGGGGCCCAAGCUGGCAUUGGCUGGGCCCGCACCCCUGCUGUCUCUGCCAGCUGCCACUCCUCCUCCCCCGCCCUCUAAGGCUGAGCUGGCUGAGCGGGAGUGGGAGCGGCCCCCCAUGGUGGAAGAGGGGAAUGAGGCAGGGCCCGCCUCGCCCCCCAACUCCACGCCCAAUGAAGCAGCCCGCACUGCAGCCAAAGCCCUUCUAGAAAACUUUGGCUUUGAGCUGGUGAUCCAGUACAACGAGGGGAAGCAGGCUGUGCCCCCUCCCCCGACCCCACCCCCACCAGAGGCCCUGGGGGGUGGAGAGAAGCUGGCCUGUGGGGCCUGUGGGAAACUCUUCUCCAAUAUGCUUAUCCUCAAGACACAUGAGGAGCAUGUCCACCGCCGAUUUCUGCCCUUUGAGGCCCUGAGCCGUUAUGCUGCUCAGUUUCGAAAGAGCUACGAUAGCCUAUACCCACCCCCUGCAGAGCCCCCCAAACCUCCUGAUGGGUCCCUGGAUUCACCAGCUCCCCAACUGGGCCCUCCCUUCCUGGUCCCAGAGUCUGAGGCAGGGGGGGCCCGUCCCUCUGAGGAGCGAAGCCGGGCAGGAGGACGCUGGCCACCAGAGGAGGAAGAAAGCUCCAGAGGGAAUCUGCCUCCCCUACUGCCUGCAGGCCGCCGGUUCUCCAGAACCAAGUUCACAGAGUUCCAGACCCAAGCCCUGCAGUCUUUCUUCGAGACCAGUGCCUACCCCAAGGACGGAGAAGUGGAGCGGCUUGCAAGUCUCUUGGGCCUGGCUACCCGUGUGGUGGUAGUGUGGUUCCAGAAUGCCCGCCAGAAAGCACGCAAAAAUGCCAUCGAGGGGGGGCCUGUGCCGACCGGAGGGGGCAGCGGGGGAGCCUCUGGCUGCAGGCGCUGCCAUGCCACCUUCUCUUGUGUUUUUGAGUUGGUGCGGCACCUCAAGAAAUGCUAUGAUGACCAGCCCCCUGAAGAGGAGGAGGAAGAGGCAGAGAGGGGGGAAGAAGAAGAAGAGGUAGAGGAGGAGGAUGCAGAGGAGGAACAGAGCCUGGAACCCCCCGCACGCCCCGGGGGCCCAUCACCUGAACCUGCAGACAGGGAAGAGCUGAGCCAAGCAGAGGCAACAAACCCAGGAGGCAAAGAGCCUGAAGGGAGGGCCCCUCCCUCGCCUUCCCCAGUCCACGCUUGUGACCAGUGCACCAUGUCUUUCCCCAGCCAAGACCUCCUGACCAGUCACCGCCGGCUACACUUCAUGCCAUCCCUGCAGCCCGGUGCUGCACCCCACCUCCUAGAUCUGCCAUUGCUGGUGUUUGGGGAGCGAAGCCCCCUGGUGGCAGGUGCUCCACAGGCCCCAGGGCCACUGCUGAAACGGAAGCAUGAGGAGGGCAGCCUGUCCCCAACGGGCAGUGAGGCAGGGGGUGGAGGGGAGGGCGAGCCCCCCAGGGACAAGCGCCUACGUACCACCAUCCUGCCCGAGCAGCUGGAGAUCCUGUACCGUUGGUACAUGCAAGACUCUAACCCAACGCGCAAGAUGCUCGACUGCAUCUCCGAGGAGGUGGGACUCAAAAAGCGGGUGGUGCAGGUCUGGUUCCAGAACACCAGGGCCCGGGAGAGGAAAGGCCAGUUUCGAAGCACCCCGGGUGGGGUGCCCAAUCCAGCAGUCAAGCCCCCCAUCACUCCUGCCCCUGCAGCCUUCCCCAAGUUCAACCUCUUGUUGGGCAAGGUAGAUGAUGGAUCUGGGAGGGAAGCCCCAAAGCGGGAAGCACCUGCUUUUCCCUACCCACCAGUUACUCCUGCUGCCGGGCCCCUGGCUUUCCUACCACCUGGGAAGGAGGCCACCACCCCAACACCAGAGCCACCUCUACCUCUCCCACCUCCCCCUCCACCCAGUGAGGAAGAGGCUACAGAGGAACCUUCUAAAGCUUCACCAGAGAGCGAGGCUUGCAGUCCAUCUGCAGGGGAUCUCAGCGAUUCGUCUGCUUCCAGUCUGGCCGAACCAGAGUCUCCUGGGGCUGGGGGAAGCAGUGGAGGGACAGGAAGUGGGGUCGGGGUUCCAGAUGGAAUGGGGCAGCGGCGCUACAGGACCCAGAUGAGCAGCCUGCAGUUGAAGAUCAUGAAAGCCUGUUAUGAAGCCUACCGUACCCCAACCAUGCAGGAGUGCGAGGUGCUGGGGGAGGAGAUUGGGCUGCCCAAGAGAGUCAUCCAGGUCUGGUUCCAGAAUGCUCGUGCCAAGGAAAAGAAGGCCAAACUGCAGGGGGCAGCAGUUGGUGGGGCUGGGGGCAACGGUGAGGGCCCCUUGGGAGCCCAGCGCACCGACUGCCCCUACUGUGACAUCAAGUAUGAUUUCUAUGUCUCCUGCCGAGGCCAUCUCUUUUCCCGCCAGCACCUGGCCAAGCUCAAAGAGGCAGUCCGAGCCCAGCUGAAGAGUGAAAGCAAGUGCUACGAGUUGGCCCCAGCACCUGAGGCGCCCCCAGCUCCCAAGGCCCCACCGGCCACCACACCUGCCUCUGUGCCCCUUGGAGCUGGCCCGGCCCUGCCUCGCCUGGCCCCGGUCCUCUUGUCUGGUCCAGCUCUGGCCCAACCCCCGCUGGGCAGCCUAGCUCCUUUCAAUUCAGGCCCUGCAGCCUCCUCGGGCCUCCUGGGCCUCGCCACUUCAGUCCUGCCUGCUACCACAGUGGUCCAGACUGCUGGCCCAGGCUGCCCCUUACCUCAGAGACCUGUGCCCGAACAAACUAACAACUCCACAGCAGGCACCACUGACCCUGCCCCAGGCCCCCCUACUGAGCCCUCCGGGGACAAGGUCUCUGGUGAGCGCAAGCCAGUUGCAGCGCCCACCAACUCCUCCACUGACGCCCUCAAGAACCUCAAAGCACUGAAGGCUACAGUCCCAGCCCUGUUGGGGGGCCAAUUUCUGCCCUUCCCAUUGCCCCCCGCAGGGGGGGCAACACCACCAGCUGUCUUUGGCCCCCAGUUACAGGGGGCCUACUUCCAACAGCUCUAUGGGAUGAAGAAGGGGCUAUUUCCCAUGAACCCCGUGAUACCUCAGACCCUCAUCGGACUGCUCCCCAACGCCCUCCUCCAGCCACCACCCCAGCCCCCUGAGCCCACAGCCACAGCACCUCCAAAGCCGCCCGAACUGCCUGCUCCAGGGGAGGGGGAGGCCGGGGAGGCGGAUGAGCUGCUGUCAGGCAGUACCGGCAUCUCCACCGUGGAUGUGACCCACCGCUAUCUGUGCCGCCAGUGCAAGAUGGCAUUUGAUGGGGAGGCCCCGGCCACGGCUCAUCAGAGAUCCUUCUGCUUCUUUGGGCGGGGCUCAGGGGGUUCUGUGCCCCCCCCGCUGCGGGUGCCCAUCUGCACCUACCAUUGCCUGGCAUGUGAGGUGCUGCUGAGUGGGCACGAAGCCCUGGCCUCCCACCUGCGCUCCUCGGCCCACAGGCGCAAGGCGGCCCCACCCCCAGGGGGCCCACCCAUCACCGUCACCAACGCCGCCACUGCCGCCACGGCUGCCGUGGCUUUUGCCAAAGAGGAAGCAAGAUUACCUCACACGGACUCCAACCCAAAAACUACUACUACCUCUACACUUCUAGCUUUAUAAACAGAUAAACCAAGAUGGGGGGAGAGGGGAAGGCCUCAGGGCUCCCUCCCUUACUCCAAGGGGUGUUCGGUGGGAGCUCAAAUCCCUCACCCCAACCCUCAGCUCCGCCCACCUCACAGGAAUAUUUAAAUUCCCACCCUCAGUGGGCUUCACACACCCCACCUCCAGCAGAGUCCUGCCUCCUCCCCUGCCCCCAGACACACACUGAUCCUCUGCGGCUCAUUGCCCCAUCUUCACAGACACCCACUUUGUCCUCCUGAUGGUCCACUCAUCUCUGCCCUGCCCGCCACACACAAGAUCUAUCCUUGAGUCCAUCUUCCUACAACCUUUUCCCCACUGAAUUCCCAGUCACCCCAACAAAACACAGUCAACCCCCGCGAACACACAAGUACAUGUUAUCCCAUGCUGUUCUGACUGAGAAAACACCAAAAAAAAAAAAAAAAAAAAAGGAAGAAAAUAAAAAAGAAAACCCAAGGCAAAGAAGGGGUAAGGAAAACAAACAUUGCUACUCCCCCUUCUCCUUACCCCCUUGUCUAGAGCGUCACACAGCUCACAAACUUUCCAAAUACCCAGUUGGCUCCCAAGGUUGGAGCCUGGGACGGGCAGGGAGCCCACAAAACUCGAACCAAACUGGAGGCCGGCAGGGGGAGAAGUGCUUGCAGCUCACUCUCCCCACACCCCUCCCUCCUAACCCUCUCCUCGCCUGACAGGGGAGCCCCUGCGGCCUGGACUCUAGGGGAAGCCGCCGCCAGGAACCCCUCUGCCAGCCCCCACCCUGCACCCUGGGAACUGCAGUAGCAUAUUCUCAAAGGCUUUAAACACAGAGAUCCUCUCAGCAGCCGUGGGCCUGCCCCUUGUCCCAUCCCUGCCACGUGGGGGUCCAGCCUCCGGGACCGGCGCUGCCCACCAACGGCAAAUCCAAAGUUCUUUUAUUUAAAAAAAAAAAAAAAAAACAAAAAACUGAAACACAGACACGACCAAAAAAAAAAAAAAAACAGCGAGAGAGACCACGCGCGCACAUGUGCACGGGAGAGAGAUGGAGACAGAGGAAUGAACUAAAGUAAAACACAAACUUGGAAAAUACAGAAAAAAAAAAAAACUGAAAAGUCUCCCAUCAAACAAGUGUUUUUUUCCUGUUUGUGUUACCUUCCCCUCCAUGUUGAGGGUUUCUUUAAACCACUGGUCUUUGGAAGAUCUAAUGGCUUUAAGUCCUUGUGUGGGUUUGGUGAUCCUCAAGAUGGAAAGCCAUGCAGCCUGGCCUUGGUCAUGCCCAGCCUCAGGUGGGGGCUGGUAAUGGGGAGACGGGCUCAGACACGGGGGAGACCUACCCUUGCCCCUGAACUGAGUAUUUAUCAGGACAGGUAACAUCCCCUCAUUCCUAGCUGCUAGUUAGAAAAGUCAGUACCACCAGAUGUAUCCCGGAAGAAAGGGGAUAUUCCAAGGAAGAAAGGGGUGGACAGGGCAGUUGGGUAAGCCUCUCUUUUGUGCAGCUAACCACCACUUCCUUUUGCUUCUUUCACAAAACCCUUCUAUCUCCCUUCCCAUUUCUGGUCACUUCUUGGACUCCUUGCCUUUGUGGGGUCCCUUGCUCUCCAUAUGUGUUCUUCCCUCAUCCUCUGCCCUUGCCUUUUUUCCCACCAGCAAGCAGCAGCUGCUGGAGGUGCCACCAAAGGAGUCAGGCUGUCCAGGAGGCCCACACGGCUCUGGAGCUCAUGACAGAUGAGGGGGUGGGUGGGCAAGGAGGUGACUGAAGCACAAGGUGAAGAAUGUCUGAUAGGGUGCUGUCACCAAGGGGACCAACGAAAGAGGAAUGAGCUAGAAGAGAGUCCCCCACCUCUAACCUCAUUGUUCCUGCCAGGAUCAGGUGGUAACUGGCCACCCCAAAGCCCAGCUAAAUUGGCACAGGGUAGAAAAGCAGGUGCUUUAUUUCAACAAAGAAAAGCUUGCAAAAGCUCCUAGUCCUCCAGGUAAUUUCUGCUACUCCCCUUGCCCCAGACUUCCCCUCUCAAGGGAGUCUCUUUGCAAACUUUCUCCCUUCAGGCUUCUUCCACUACCAUCAUCCAUUUAAUAUGCAGACACACAAAUUCAGUCAGCCCUAGGAUUUUGACUUCCUGGCCCGUCACUCCACCCUGUGAACUGGUUAAUACCAAAGCGGUGGCUUAUGUGCCCAGAAGAUGGGAGGGGAGAGUGGGGGAGGGAAAAGUCAGCUGAGUCCCUAGUGCCCACAGGUUCUGCGAAUCGCACUUCUGGUCCAUUUCUAAAAUUAAAAGCUCCUACUCUAGCCAACUGGGGUGGGGCAGAGCCAAUCAUUCUGAUGAUGUCAGGUAUAAAUGCAGGCCCUACUGUGGUCUCAAUCUUGCUGCCAACCUUCCCACCACUCAGCAUCUCUUUUACACCCCGCCCUCCCUCCUUCCCUAUCCUUUACUUUCUCCUGUUGAGAUUCUGUGUAUAAAACUACUUUCUUAGCAACAUGUGUGAGAAAAGAAGCUUUUUCACUGUGUGCUUUCAGGGAAUAUGACUUGUGUAUAAAAGUUGAAAACCAAAAAAAAAAAAAAAAAAAAAAAAAAAAGAUAAACAUUUUAAAGAAAA